This is a messenger RNA of Tachysurus fulvidraco (yellow catfish), 834 nucleotides long. It is a transcript of the gene hbae4, whose product is annotated as Hemoglobin subunit alpha-D-like. Gene Ontology annotation, biological process: oxygen transport; hydrogen peroxide catabolic process. The transcript has 3 exons. Gene Ontology annotation, molecular function: oxygen binding; heme binding; organic acid binding. The record is from RefSeq and is a predicted model, not a curated record. Gene Ontology annotation, cellular component: blood microparticle; hemoglobin complex; haptoglobin-hemoglobin complex. NCBI's taxonomy places the organism in Eukaryota, Metazoa, Chordata, Actinopteri, Siluriformes, Bagridae. Bases 204 to 635 code for a protein of 143 amino acids.
GUCAUUCACUCGGAGUUUUACUGCUUGAGCGGCACAUUUUCUAAAUAGUGCGUGGUAUUUAUCCUCGAUUAAUGUACCGAAUAAACUGCAGAGUGAAAUAAAAUAGCAAGCUGCUCUUUGCGCAAUAUCUAACGUAGUACAAAUAUAUUCUUCUCUUACGUGGUGAUUUAAAUUAAAUUGAUCACAAGCCUUUACUGAUCACAAUGCUGUCAAAGCUCGAGAAACAAAUACUUAUAGACCUGUGGCACAAACUGGUACCAGUGGCAGAGGAUAUUGGGAGUGAAGCAUUGUACAGAAUGUUUACCACGUUUCCCAAAACCAAGACAUAUUUCGGUCACCUGGACCUCAGUCACGGUUCCGAAAACUUGCGGUCUCUCGGGAAGAAGAUCGUGGUGGCAAUAGCAGAGGGGACGAAGCACAUAAGCACUCCAGUUUUUACCAGCAGUCUCGGCUACCUUAGCAGAUAUCAUGCCUAUCAGUUGAGAAUACAUCCGACCAACUUCAAGCUGUUUAAUCACUGUAUGCUGGUGACUUUAGCUUGUCAUUUGGGGGAUGACUUCUCUGCUCUGGAACACGCAGCGACUGACAAGUAUCUCUCAGCUUAUGCUGCAGUUCUGGCCGAGAAAUUCAGAUAAUCCUCCUCCUCCUCCUCCUCCUCCUCCUCCUCCUCCUCAUCAUCAUCAUCAUCAUCAUCAUCAUCAUCACGCGUGUCUCAGCAUCUCUGAUGGGAGACAACAAGGUUCAUCUUUUUUUAUUAGCUAUGUAAUUAUUGAUGUAAAUAGCUUAUUGUUGUUAAACUAAAUGCAAUUUAAUGUCAUUAAAAUGUUUUUUUUU